UAAUGUAUAGAAAUUUAUUGAAAUUGCGCUAUGCAUAUCAACCAUGUAUAAAUUAAGAUCAUUAUCAUUCUAGAAACAUCAUAAUUAACUCCAAUCAAGAUGACCGUUAGAGAAGCAAUAAAUCUAGCCAUGGAUGAAGAGCUUGCUAAUGAUCCAAAUGUAUUUUUAAUUGGUAAAUUUUCAAAGUAAUAUUUUAGGUGAAGAAGUAGGGCAAUUUCAAGGUGCUUAUAAAGUUUCUAAAGGACUUUUCUAAAAAUAUGGAGGUGAUAGAAUUAUUGAUACACCAAUCACUGAAGCAGGAUUUACAGGUAUCUCAGUCGGAGCUGCCCUUUAUGGAUUAAAACCCAUAGUUGAAUUUAUGACAUGGAAUUUUGCAAUGUAAGCAAUUGAUCACAUCAUAAAUUCAGCAGCCAAAGCACAUUAUAUGAGUGCUGGAGAUUAAAAGGCUUCAAUAGUAUUUAGAGGAAUUAAUGGGUAAUAAAUAAAUAUUAUAUUUCAGAGCAACUGCAUAUGUAGCUGCACAACAUUCUCAAUGUUUUGCUUCUUGGUAUAGUAAUGUACCAGGAUUGAUUGUAUUAGCACCUUAUGAUUGUGAUGAUGCAAAAUCAUUAUUAAAGGCAGCUGUUCGUAAUCCAAAUCCUGUUGUUUUUUUGGAGAACGAGAUAUUAUAUAGUGAAUCAUUUGAAUUAUCUGCUGAAGCUAGAGAUCCAAAUUAUAUUGCUCCAAUUGGAAAAGCUAAGAUUAUGAGAAAAGGUGAACAUGUUACAAUUGUAGCAUUUUCUAAAAUGGUUGAAUAUUCACUUAGAGCUGCUGAAUAACUAUUUCGUGAAGGCAUAAGUUGUGAAGUCAUUAAUUUAAGAAGUUUAAGACCAUUGGAUAGAGAUACUAUUAUUGAAAGUGUAAAGAAAACAGGAAGAGUUGUUUGUGUUGAAGAAGGAUGGCCAUAAUCUGGUAUUGGAGCUGAAAUAGCAGCUCUUAUUAUGGAAGGAGGAGCUUUUAAAUAUUUAGAUGCUCCUAUUUAAAGAGUCACAGGAGUUGAAAUACCAACACCAUAUGCUUUUAAUUUAGAAGCCAUUACAUUUCCAAAAACAGAACAAAUUGUUGAUGCUGUCUUAAAUGUAUUAAAAGGGGCUCGUUGAU
Messenger RNA from Paramecium pentaurelia, 1140 nucleotides. The record is from the annotation of a GenBank genome assembly. NCBI's taxonomy places the organism in Eukaryota, Ciliophora, Oligohymenophorea, Peniculida, Parameciidae.